UCCAGUGCGGCGCUGCUGCUGGGAGUGAAGGGAAGAUGGCGGCCGGACCCGGAGCGGCCAGCAGUGGUCACAGCGGUGGCCGCGGCUCGUCGGCCGCUUUGGAGUCAUCGCUGGACCGGCGGUUUCAGGGAGUCACCAAUACCAUGGAGUCCAUACAGGGAUUAUCCUCGUGGUGCAUCGAGAACAAGAAACAUCACGGCCUCAUCGUGCGCUGCUGGAUGAAGUGGCUUAAGAAAUCGGAUGCCAAUCACAGGCUGAAUCUUUUCUACCUCGCUAAUGAUGUCAUUCAGAACUGCAAAAGGAAGAACGCUAUCAUUUACCGAACCACUUUUGCUGACGUGCUGCCAGACGCCGCCCUGCUGGUCAAGGAUGCUAAAGUGUGUAAGUCAGUGGACAGGAUCUUCAGUAUUUGGCAGGAGAGGAACGUUUAUCCUGAGGAGCUGAUCUCUGAGCUGAAGGCCAGUCUGCACAAGAAGGAGAAGGAGAAGGAGAAAGAGAAGGAGAAGGAGAAAGAAAAGGAAAAGGAGAAGGAGAAAGUUAAAGAGCAACAGCCUUCUGCUGCUCCAGUCAACCCCAAAACUGCUCUGAAGUCUAAAAUUGUUGCAGAAUUUGUACCGCAUGAUUUUGUAGAGAGGUUAAUGUCUUACAAGAACUCUCUGGACGAGAGCGAUUUAAGAGAAAAGCAGUUAGCUGCUCUCAGAGUGGACGUCUGCAGCACUGAGGCCCUCAAAAGGUUAAAAGAUAAAGCAGGAGGUAAUAAGUUCUCAAAGGACUUUGAGGAGGGAAGCACAAAGCUGCAGGAAUUUGUGACGUUCCUGGAGGGCCAGAUAAAAGCAGGACCCCCACUGCUGGAGGCACUGGGAAAUGCAGACAUCUUUUACGAGAUGCAAUAUAAAGAGGUCAAAAUUGUUGCCAAUGCGUAUAAAGCUUUCGCCAAUCGCGUCAGUAGCCUGAAACGAAAGCUGGAUGCUCUGAAAGCAACAUUGCCCAGUCUGGAUGAAUCUCCCAUCCCUUCCCCCUCUGAAGACGCCCCGUCCCCCACCGGCUCAGAGUCGCCCUUCCAUGGCAUGAGUUCCAGGAGUGGUUCAGGUAAUGGGGAUGGAAACGGAGGGAGAGGUUUGGAGCAACAGAAGGACAACAGAGACAUAGAGGACAUGGACAUGUCAGAGGAAGAGGAAACGACAGCAAAUGCUGGAAUCGUUGUUGACGAAAGGAAAGAGAAGUCAAGUCUUCCAUCUGUAUCCAAGAACACAAAUGCAGCAACUAAAAGCUCCCAGAUCACCGCUUCUAAACCAUCCCAGGUUUUGACAACUCCCACAAAGACGGUGUCUGGGUCAUCAACCAAUCAAACACCUCCUGCAAACACUACACCCAUUACGACCACACCAACACCUGCCCCUGUUGUUAGCCCCUCCCCCCUGCAGGUGAACUUGGCCAAUGUAGAUCUGGGCAAGAUCAGCUCCAUUCUGAGCUCUCUCUCCAAUGCAAUGAAAACCACCGGUGUCAGUCCUGUUUCCCGUCCUUCCCCAGGCACACCUACCGGACCAUCCAGCCAUGCAUCCUCCUCCAAAGCCCCUCCUUUGACCCCUGGCAGCAUUCCCUCUUCAAAUCCUCUGGCUAGCAUCUUGUCUAAAGUGGAUUUCUCCCCCGAGAACAUCCUGAAUGUUCUCACAAAAACACAGACUCACAGCCCCAACCUGCAGGGUUUGUCCUCUCUCCUUUCUUCAGCUCGUUCAGGUACUCUCACAACUCCAGACCCUGUUCCAUCUACAUCGGCCUCUUCUUCAUCUUCAGCUGUCACCACAGUGGGAGCAACCUCCACCACAACAACCCCAACAACUCCGAAGGGCCAAAAGGCCACAGGCAACAAUUUCAAGCGAGAGUCUGAACGAGAGAAAGGGAGAGAGUGGGAGAAGGUGAAAGAGAGGGAAAGAGAAAAAGAAAGAGAACGAGAACGAGAACGAGAGAAAGAAAGUGAGGAAGAGGCUGUGGUACUGCCCAGCCUGGAGUCGAAGAUCAAUAGUUUCCUUCAGGGAAAUCCUGGUUUCAGUGCUCUCGGACUUGGCUUGGAUGACAUGGGCAGCAAUAGCCCUCUCCUCGUCGGUGGUGACAACCUGGAUGGCACCCCUGUCCGAGAUGAGAGCGGUAGCACGCCCACCCAAGAUGAAAUUAUGGACUCUCCCCAUGUGCUCAGUGACCCCCAGAGUGCAGGCCUGUCUGGAGGUCAUAACCUUUCACCUACAGCCUAUCACAGUGACCCGUGGGAUGCCGUGAUCACUCCUCGAGAGGCUCUGGGAGAAAAUGAGAGGAAAGACAGGGAUUACCGCACACCGCCACCCUCACGACUUGCUGCCUUUAGCCCAAAUGUGACUAAACCAGUCAAGGCCAUGAGUAAAACCAAAGAGGACGAAGGCCUGAAGAAAAAAUUACCGGGUUUGAACCGUCCUUCUGCUGUCAUGCAAGAUUCGAAGAUGAAGGCAAAGAUGGAUGCAGAGGGAGAGAAAAGUGCAUCCUCCCGCAAGCCAAGUGUAGGAUCUGACGAUGGGACGAAAGACAAGGAAAGGAAGCCUUCGGCUGACAACGAAGACCACUAUCAUCGCAUUGAGACUCUUGUUUCUUCAUCUACCAAUGAGGGAGCACCAAUUGAAACCCUUGAUUAUGGCAACCGCAUCCAGACGGUGGAAAGCAUCCGCGUGGUCGGGAGAGGCCUGAGAAGAGGGAGCAGUGCUGGUUCUAGAGUGGGUGGGGCCUGGUAUGAAGAGGAGGAGUUUAUGGAAGCCCCACCUCCACACCACAGCCAUGAGAAUUCUGAGGAGUUGGGAUUGGUCCCUCCUCUUCCCCUACCUCUUCCUCCUCCCCCUCCUCUUCCCGCUCACCUUCCGCCCCCUUUGCAGUAUCCACCUCCACCCUAUGCAAACGAAGACCCCGCACGACCUUCCCAUGGCAUUCCUCAGCACCAUCCUCCCCCUCCGUUUUUCCCCUCUUCCAUUCCGCCUGUCCCACCACCACUUCCUCCCAUCCCUCAAACCCCACCUCCUUCCAGAGACUUCCCCCUUUCCUCAAACUCCACCGUUAUGGUUGGAGGUGUCCUUGUCCCUAUAGACAGAGUCCUACCCUAUCCACCUGCCAACCUCCAUCCUGAUGGAGCAGGGCAUGGGGGUAGCGGUGGUGGUGCCCCUCCUAGAGGUGGCAAACCCCAACUCCCUUCCUUGUUAGGAGAUCCCCCACGCCCAGGCACGGUGAAAGAGCAGUUUGUCUUGCGCCACACCCCACCUCUUCACCGGCCUGGCACCCCGGGAGUUCCUCCACCCCUCCUGGGCAGACUUCGAGAGGGGCCCAGUCCCACACCACCAUCACCCUCUACCCCAACCACACCUACUCCUCCAUCCCCUGCUGGGGAACCCCAUCCUCAUUUGUCUGCCCCCAACCGCCUACCCCUGAACACCCCAAAUCAGAGACCCCGCCGCCCUUCCUCCCCUCUGCCCCUCCUCCAAUUACCAAACCAGCAUCACACGCUUCGUUCCCCACAGUUUCCCAGAGGUUCCCUGCCCCUGCCGCCCCACCAUGACCCCCUUCUACCUGGGACAAAGCGUCCUGCUGCUGGUUUCGGCAGUGGGCCUUUCAACCAGCCCAAAAGGCCGUUCCUGCCCCCUCGAUAUUAGUGUCUUAGAAUGAGUGUUAAAUGCUCUGUACAAGCUGAAAUAGGAAGUGUAGCAAGUUGCAUCACCUGCAAAUCGCAGCGUGAAAGUUAUACUGCAUGUAAAUACACAUGCACCAAAACGCCCUGCCCCAGAGCAGCCACAUGUUACAGCACUACUCUUCUCAGAGAAAGAAGCUUUCAGAUACCCUAAAGAUGAACUAGGAGGAGGAGAAUGUGGAGAUCCAGAAACAUCCAUGGAAUAUGAAGGAAGGCAAAAGGUGGUUAUCCUGUUCAAUUGGUGUAAUGUGAGAGCGGUUGUUGAGUGUAUGAGUGUGUGUGGUCUAUGGAUGACUUGUAAGUAGAUACGCUGACUAUCUCUUUCCUUCCAGUAACCGUUCCUUCACUUCUCCACCUUAUAACACUUGCUUUUUUUUCUAUGUAAAAUACUUGUUUCUGCUGUUUGACGGGUUACAGAUUACUGUUUGUUUUUUUUUGUUUUUUUGGUCUGUUAACCUGUUACUCUUUCACUUUGAGCGUAAAGCCAUGGGAUUUCAACUUUGUUUUAUUCCUGAGUGAUUAAAUUAUUGACAAAGAUGUAAUGCUGGGCAACCAUAAUGGCUUGUAGUGAUCUUUAAGCUUCAUAAAGCAAAAAUAUAGCCACACUAUCAACCUUCACCAAGAUGUGAAGAUUUCGGCUCACAUUGCGUACAAUAUAAGCUAAAAAAGUGUUCAAGGCAUAACUACUCGGUAGUUUUCAAUUGCUUUUCAAGAGUUCCUGUGCGUAUUUUUUUUUUUUUUUUUUUUUUUUUUUUUUUUUUUUCUUUCCUUGAUAGAGUUCUUACAUGUAUUCUGAUUAAUAAAAAGCAUUGUGACAAGAAAUAUUAUUGAAAGGAAGGAGACUUUUUUUACAGGUCGUCUCAUGCUUUAAGAACAAAUGUACCUGGAUUAUUUUCUGUCAUUUUGUCUUUAACAGCAAUUCUAUUCUUUCCUGUAAAUCUUAUAACUUAAUGAUGUCCAACAUGUUUUCAGAAACAUGCAGAGCUUGAGUACACAGCUCUGAGUAUUAUGUCCAAACGAAAGUUGAGGAAAGAAUAAGUUGAAUUAUUUUCAGUUUUUCAUUGCAUCUGAAAUGUUCAUCUUUUAAGUCAGUUCUUCGUCUCUAGGAUUUAUGAGAGUUCAAUCCUUUAUCAUGUACACAUGAUUGAAAUGUGAGUUCUUGUCUUUGUUCUACCCAAGCCACUCUUCCAUGCUUUGCAUUUUCAGAAAGUGAUGUCACAUGCAUUGUUCCUAAAACGAACGCAAGUGGUACAUCUUUUCACAACGUUGAUACAUUGCUAUUCAACAAAUGUUUGACAACUUAAAUGUGAAUAUAACAUGUAAAUUUGUUGUAGUUCUCAUGCAUUGUGUAAGGAAAAAAAAUAGUUGAAAUCUUUUUCACGUACUGAAAUGUUGAAUAUUUGAGGAGUGUGGUUUGGUGUCUUCAUUUGGACAACAUCUGCAUUCAUUGCAAGGAGUAUUUCAGAAAAUCUACACACUUAUUUAACAAUAUAUUGUGAUGUGCACAAACAAUGCACAAACAAUGAAAUUCAGAAAGAAUCUGCAGGAGGUGUAAAGUUGUGACAGAAAUGUGAAACUGUGAGUCACUCAGUUAAAUCAACUUCUGUACAUUCUGUAAGUUGCACCACAGGUUUACUUCUCAAUCUUGGUGUAAAAUCUGGUUUUAUUCAGUCAUAUCAAAGAUACAGAUAACUGUCUGGGUUGACUAGUUAUUUAAACUAAUUGACAGGACUUUUCUCAGAAACCAAAACAUUGAAAUGCCUAAUUGUUCUGCAACUACCUUCAGCCAUUCCUCACAGCAGAUGCCAUACUGACGUCUCUCAGAAGUUUAGUCAGUUUUCUUUGCAAAUAUAGAGUUUAUUCAGUAGGUAAAUGCAGACUUGAGUAUUAUGGCCCUACAGUAAUGAUAUUGCUGAUUGAUUGUAAGCUCUGUAUUAAGAAACUGAACAAACAGCAAA
Molecule: messenger RNA, 5655 nt
Organism: Labeo rohita (rohu)
Lineage: Eukaryota; Metazoa; Chordata; Actinopteri; Cypriniformes; Cyprinidae
Gene: rprd2b
Product: regulation of nuclear pre-mRNA domain containing 2b
Exons: 10
Coding region: 36-3662 (1208 amino acids)
Biological process (GO): mRNA 3'-end processing
Cellular component (GO): RNA polymerase II, holoenzyme
Molecular function (GO): RNA polymerase II C-terminal domain binding
Source: RefSeq, a predicted model, not a curated record